CAGAAACACCUGGGCGCCCAGUUAUCAGCGGGUACAUGACAGGUGAGGUGCUGAGGGAGGGCGAGAGCCGAGUUCUCACCUGUCAGGUAAUGGGUGGACACCCACACCCUUGGGUCACCUGGUACAGACACGGUCGACCCAUCAACCUCACUUCUAUGAUGAGAGAUACACUUGCUGUCUCCCUGACCUCGCCAAGAGUUACCAGCAGGAGACUGGAGGAGGAAGAAGUGAGGGUGAAGCAACUAGUGAGAGCGACGCGUGAGGAGGACGGGGCGGUGUAUGAAUGUCGCGUCAACAGUCAUCUGUCAGAACAAUCACUCACCACCAACGUUACUCUCACCGUACAUUAUGCACCUAGCACAGUUACUGUGAAGGGUCCUCGUGUGAUGACUGAUGACCAACACUUAACGCUGACCUGCUUCACCAACCCCGCCAAGCCUCCAGCAGCUAUCACCUGGCUCAUACAAGGGACUGAAAUUGGAACCGGGUUGUCUACAGUGAGAGAAGAUGAAGGUGGCGGGUGGGUAACGUCUUCAAAGUUGACCCAUCACUUACCAGAGUCACACAACAUAACUCAGGUUACAGCAGAGUGCAGAGCUCACCACUCAGCCACACGUAAAGUCAUCAACAAACGGUGGAGCCUAAAAGUCAUCAAGCGUCCUGGAAAGCCGGUGGUGAAGAUAGAAGGAGGUGAUGGAUCAGAGGUGGUAGCUGGCUCGAGAGUCCGUCUGUUGUGUUCCAGCCUGGGAGGCCGUCCCCAGCCCAGCGUCACGUGGGUACUUAGCCAAUAAUGCCUAUUUUCCUGCACGCAUUUUCUUUAUGAACUUUCUCGAGUUACAUAUUCUUGUAAACAUUAUCUAUUGCACUUAGACGACUCGUAUAUUCCUGCACACAUUACACAGUCUGUAUAAUCGCGAUUU
This is a messenger RNA of Cherax quadricarinatus, 920 nucleotides long. Its product is annotated as nephrin-like. The record is from RefSeq and is a predicted model, not a curated record. Lineage: Eukaryota; Metazoa; Arthropoda; Malacostraca; Decapoda; Parastacidae.